Clonostachys solani is the source of this 1743-nucleotide messenger RNA. The record is from the annotation of a GenBank genome assembly. Lineage: Eukaryota; Fungi; Ascomycota; Sordariomycetes; Hypocreales; Bionectriaceae.
AUGGGUGCGCCCAGCGGCGGCUCGAAGGACAACUCAGCUUCUGGUUCCUCGAGCAGAGCUUUCAAGAAUCCUAGGCAAAGUGGCCGCAAGCGAGGCAAAGGCGGCAAGCAGACUGGGCGCGCAGAUUUCGAGCGCAUGAAGGAGAACAACAAGCGAGACGGCGGAAGUGGCGAUUGGCGUGACUUUAAGCGACGCAAGGUCAACGGCGGUGAGGAUGGGGCCAAGAACCCAUUCUCCAAGGAAGAGAUCGAGGCGGAGCAGAAGCGCCCGAAGCGCAAGGUUGCUGUCAUGGUUGGAUACUCGGGCACUGGUUACAGGGGCAUGCAAAUCAACGGCGACGAACCCACGAUCGAAAGAGACCUUUUCCGAGCCUUCAUCGCCGCGGGCGCGAUUGCUAAAGCCAAUGCCGACGACCACAGAAAGUCGAGCCUCAUACGAUGCGCGCGUACCGACAAGGGAGUCCACGCUGCUGGCAAUAUUAUCAGCUUGAAGCUCAUCAUUGAGGACGAGGAUAUCGUGGAAAAGAUCAAUGAUGCCCUUCCCGAGCAGAUCCGCAUCUGGGGCAUCCAGAGGACCAAUAACAGCUUCAACUGCUACCACGAAUGCGAUUCCAGAUGGUAUGAGUACCUGAUGCCUAGCUACACGCUUCUGCCACCAAACCCAAGAUCUUUCCUAGGCCAGAGCGUGCAAGAGUACGCCAAGCUCCACAAUGUUGAGGCCGAGCUUGAGGAGAAGUUUGCCGAUGUGAAGGAUUUCUGGUCCGAUGUUGAGGAGAACGGUGUCAAGCCUGUACUGGAAAGACUUGACCCUGAAAUUAGGGCCAAGGCACUUGAGCGAAUCAGCUCUGAGGACUUUGACUUGGCGAACGAGAAGGGCGAAUCUAAGCCAGAAUCUACGGAGAACGAUGCUGCGGCAACAGAGGGGACAGACAAGGCAGCCUCUGAGGAACAGACUGCCGCUGCAUCUAGCGAGGGAGCCGAGGUACCCGAGGGAAGCCUCAAGCCAAAGAAGCGCGAGCUUGGCCCUCUAGACUACGCUCUUCGCGAUAUCAAGAUGGCCUAUGUUUCUGCUAAGCGAAAAUACCGUGUUUCCCCAGAGCGGCUGCAGCGCCUCCAGGAGAUCCUGACCAAGUACGAAGGAACUCACAACUUCCACAACUUCACUGUUCAAAAAGCCUUCAAGGAUCCCUCCGCGAAGCGUCAUAUCAAAUCAUUUGUCGUCAAUCCUGAACCCAUCAUCAUUGGCGACACAGAAUGGUUGUCUCUGAAAGUACAUGGCCAGAGCUUCAUGAUGCACCAGAUCCGCAAGAUGGUUAGUCUUGCAGUUCUGAUGGUGCGAUGCGGGACCCCUCUGGACCGAGUCCGGGAGAGUUACCUGGAGCAGAAGAUGGCUAUUCCCAAGGUCCCGGGCCUGGGCCUGCUCCUCGAGCGUCCAGUCUUUGACAUGUAUAACAGGAAAGCUAAAGAUUCCCUUGGCAAGGAAACUCUUGACUUUGGAAAGUAUGAAGAAAGACUGGAGGCGUUCAAGAGGAAACACAUCUACAACCGUAUCUUCGACGUGGAAGAGAAGGAAAACGCGUUCCACUCCUUUUUCAACCAGGUUGACCAGUUCAAGCAAAAUCACUUCUUGUGGGUAACAGCAGGAGGCAUGGCUGUUGCCAAGAUCGAAGGCCAAGGCCAGGCCUUAGCCGAUAAGCAGCUCGGUGACGAGGAUGAAGAAGAUGUCGAGGGAGGCGAGGGCUAG